This is a messenger RNA of Prosopis cineraria, 3325 nucleotides long. RefSeq names its product receptor-like protein Cf-9. The transcript has a single exon. The record is from RefSeq and is a predicted model, not a curated record. Gene Ontology annotation, molecular function: protein binding. Lineage: Eukaryota; Viridiplantae; Streptophyta; Magnoliopsida; Fabales; Fabaceae. The coding region runs from base 17 to 3103 and encodes 1028 amino acids.
CCUAGCUACUUGAGUUAUGGCAUUUGCAAUGAUGCUCUGUUUCUACUUGUUCUUUCUUUCUCCUUCCCUUUCUUCUCCUCUCAACCCUCCAAUUUGCAAUUCUCAUGACUCCUCUGCCCUUCUCCAAUUCAAACACUCUUUCUCUCUCAAUCAUUCCGCUUCAAUUAUGUGUGAUGAGUAUUUUGAUGACUCUUUCCUGUAUACUGUUCACUUUAAGAACUCAUCUUACCCAAAGACGGCUUCAUGGGGGAAUGAUUCAAAUUGUUGCUUGUGGGUAGGGGCCAUGUGUGACUCCAUGUUAGGCCACGUGAUUGGCCUUGAUCUCAGUUGUAGCUGGCUUCAAGGUCAACUCCAUCCUAACAAUACCCUCUUCCAACUUUCUCAUCUUCAAAUACUCAACUUGGCUUACAAUGAUUUUAGUGGGUCCUUGAUAUCAUCUCAGUUUGGUGAGCUUUCCACUCUCACUCAUCUCAAUUUAAGCAGCUCUGCUUUUACUGGUGAAAUUCCUUUUGAAAUUGCAUAUUUGUCUAAAUUGGUCUCUCUUGAUUUGUCUUUGAAUGGAUUUUACUCAUUUGAUGAGAAGUGGAGUCCUUUGAGACUUGAACCAUCCACAUGGGAGAAGCUCAUUCUAAAUAUGACUGAUCUACGAGAACUUGCUUUAAAUUAUGUAAAUAUGUCUUCUAUUUCACCAAGCUCCUUAUCUUUACUCAUGAAUUUGUCAUCUUCUUUGAUCUCCCUUAAACUUCAUUAUACUGAGUUGCAGGGAAAUAUUACAAGUGACAUUUUUUGUCUUAAAAAUCUUCAGAAACUAGAUUUGUCAGGAAAUAUAAAUCUCAAUGGUCAACUUCCAAGGUCUAAUUGGAGCUCUCCUCUUUCACUCUUAGAUCUAGAAGGCUGUGGAUUUGGAGGGCCAAUUCCUUUGUGUUUCGGGAACCUCACUCAACUAAUUGAUUUGAACCUUGGUUCAAACAAAUUUAGUGGUGAGAUCUCAUUCCUUUCAAACCUUGUACAUCUCACUUCCUUACGACUAAGUGAUAAUAAUUUUUUUGGUGAAAUACCUUCCAAAAUCUCACAAUUGUGUAAAUUGGUCUUACUUGACUUGUCAAGUUUUAUUACAUUGAGGAGUACCUUGAGACUUGAACAUUCUACAUUUGAAAAGCUAAUUCUAAACAUGACUAAUUUAAGGAGGCUUUAUUUAGAUAGUGUUAAUAUGUCCUCUGUUACACCAAGGUCCUUGUCUUCGCUCAUGAAUUUAUCUUCCCCUUUGAACUCUCUUUUUCUUGGAAAUACUUCUUUGCAAGGUAACUUCCCAAAUAGCGUCUUCCAUUUAGAAAACCUUGAACGUCUAGAUUUGGCAUUGAAUAUGAAUUUGAAGGUUCAACUUCCAAAGUCCAACUUGAGCUCUUCUCUACGAUUUUUUAGUCUCAUUGGCAUACCUUUCUUCGGAAAGUUACCUGAUUCCAUCAGUCAGUUGAAGUCUCUUGAAUAUUUGGAUUUGACAUUUUGCCAAUUUGAAGGGACUAUUCCUCCAGGUUUCAAAAAUCUCACUCAACUCAUUGAUUUACGUCUUGGUUUAAACAAUUUCAGUGGUGGGAUCUCAUUCAUUUCAGCACUUGGAAAUCUCAAUUCCUUAGUUCUUUCAAAUAAUAAAUUUAGUGGUCAAAUCCCACCAUCACUUUCAAGUCUUGAGCAUCUUGAGGAGUUAGAUCUUUCAGUAAAUCAUUUUAGUGGUGAAAUACCAAAUGCGUUUGGAAAGCUCAGCAAAUUAGAUACUUUAUUCCUUAAUAAUAAUAAUUUUAGUGCUCAAAUCCCCUUAUCCCUUUCAAAUACAAGUGUUACACUUCUUGAUCUUAGCUUCAACAUGUUAGAAGGGAACCUCCCAAUUCCAUUCUUCGGAGCUCAAUUUUUUUCAGUCUCGAACAAUAAGUUUGAGGGAGAUAUUUCCCUUCUGUUUUGCAAUGCAAGUUCACUUGGGAUACUCAACUUGUCUCACAACAACUUGUCAGGCCCUAUUCCAAAAUGUCUUCUUGCCCUCCAGAAUCUCUAUGUUCUAGAUCUACAAAUGAAUAGUUUUUUUGGAAAUUUACCAAACCAUUUUUCAAAGAGUAAUGUCUUUCAAACUGUGCAUUUCAAUAGCAAUCGAUUCAAGGGAUCAUUGCCUCUAUCUUUGGCUCAUUGCAAUCAGCUAGAAAUUUUUGAUGUUGGACAAAAUGAGAUUGAGGAUGUGUUUCCUAGUUGGCUUGAAAGUUUCCCAGAGUUACAAGUGCUUGUUUUAAGAGAGAAUAGGCUUUAUGGGGUCAUUCCUAGUUCCAAUACCAAGCAUCCAUUUCCUAACUUAAGGAUUUUUGACAUUUCCAACAACCACUUCAGUGGAUCAUUGCCGACAACAUACAUCAAGGAGUUUAAAGGAAUGAUGAAAAUUAUUAAUGUUGAAGCUGGUUCUCUAUACAUGGAAAAUAAAAAUUAUUCAUCAAUGUAUAAGGAUUCAGUGAUGGUCACAUUGAAAGGAAAUACCAUAGAGCUGGAAAGGAUCUUGAAAAUAUUUACCUCAAUGGACUUGUCAAAUAAUCGAUUUGAUGGGGAGAUUCCAGAAACCAUUGGAGAGCUACGUACACUGAUAGGGCUAAACCUCUCCCACAAUAGAAUCACCGGUUCUAUUCCAAAAUCAAUGGGAAAUUUGACAAGUCUAGAAUGGUUAGAUCUGUCAUGCAAUAGGCUUGUGGGUGGGAUUCCACGAGAAUUGACGAAUCUCAACUUUCUUGCUGUUUUGAACCUUUCAGAAAAUCAACUUAAAGGGAACAUACCAAGAGGUAAGCAAUUUGAUACAUUCCAAAAUGAUUCGUAUAAGGGAAAUGUAGGAUUGUGUGGUGUUCCAUUGACAAAAACUUGCAAUAAGGAUGAAUCUUCAUCAACCUUUGAAUCUGAUGAGAAAUUUGGAUUUGAUUGGAAACCAGUAGCCUUGGGAUAUGGAUGUGGGAUGGUAUUUGGAAUACUCAUGGGAUAUAUUGUAUUCUUAAUUAGGAAACCUCGUUGGCUUGUUAGAAUUUUUGGGGGUCAAUCUAAGAAAAAAUCAAAAAGGACAAGGAGGGCUCAUGCAAAUUGAAGAAGAUGAAGCAGCUAGAGAUUCGGGCUUUGGAUGCCAUGAUGGUUUCUUUCUCAUUUUCUUUUGUUCUUUGUUUGGCUUGUGCCUUGUUGAAACAUGUUAGUUAAGUAUUGUAGCAACAAUGAGAUAUGUGUAAUGUAUGUGCUUUCUUUUAAAUGUAAUGGCCUGAAUAUUUUGUUUAUGUAAUCCAAGUGAUUUGAAGGUGAAUAUAAUGAAGUAUAA